Molecule: messenger RNA, 1944 nt
Organism: Vicia villosa (hairy vetch)
Lineage: Eukaryota; Viridiplantae; Streptophyta; Magnoliopsida; Fabales; Fabaceae
Exons: 4
Coding region: 1-1944 (647 amino acids)
Molecular function (GO): zinc ion binding
Source: RefSeq, a predicted model, not a curated record
AUGUUGUGGUCUUAUGGUGCUGAAUUGAAGAGGGCUUCAGCAGGCAAUACUUUCAAAAUCAACACAGCUGCUCUAGCUCCAAGUUUGAGGCCAAGAUUUGAAAGGUGUUAUCUUUGCUUUGAUGGGACCAAGAAAGCUUUGACAAAAACAUGUAGGCCCUUUAUUGGCUUGGAUGGAUGCCAUUUGAAACAUAGGUAUGGUGGAAUUAUGUUGAUUGCAGUGGGAAGAGAUCCCAAUGAUCAGUAUCUUCCAGUUGCUUUUGCUGUAGUUGAGAGUGAGACAAAAGACACAUGGAGUUGGUUUAUGAAGUUACUAAUAGAGGACAUUGGAGAUGACAGAUGGUGUUUCAUAUCUGAUCAACAAAAGGGCCGGAUGCAAGUAUUUGAAGAAGAGUACCCAUCUUGUGAACACAGAUUCUGUUUGAGACACCUAUAUGCAAACUUCAAAAAGAAGUUUGGAGGAGGUACCUUGUUCAGAGAUUUGAUGAUGGCAGCUGCUAAGGCUACCUAUUUUGAGGCACAUGAAGCAAAGAUGCUAAUGAUCAAGGAGGCCAAAUUGGAAGCUUAUGAAUGGUUAGAGGCAAUUCCUAAGAACAAAUGGUGUAAGCAUGCUUUCCCCUUUUUCUCAAAAUGUGAUAUCUUGAUGAACAAUUUAAGUGAGUCUUUUAAUGCCACCAUAUUACUUCAAAGGGACAAGCCAAUAAUUACAAUGCUAGAGUGGAUUAGGAAUUAUAUGAUGGGUAGGUUUGCAAUCCUUAGAGAAAAAGUGGAAGGAUAUAAGGGACAAAUAAUGUCCAAACCAUUGAAAAGGCUAGAUAGAGAGAUUGAGAAGAGUGCAAGUUGGUUAGCCACAUAUGCUGGUAAAUUAUCUUUUCAAGUUACACAUGUACUUUUUAGUGAGAGCUAUGUUGUUGACCUAGAAAAACAUACUUGUAGUUGCAAUUUUUGGGAUCUUGUUGGUAUACCAUGCAGACAUGCAGUGGCAGCAAUAUAUAGGAAGGUGGAUGAUCCUGUGUCAUAUGUAAGCAAGUGUUACCAUAAGAGCACAUAUGAGGCAUGCUACAGUGAAAUAAUCACCCCACUGAAUGGGCAUAAUAAAUGGCCCAGAACAAACAAUCCAGACAUGUUUCCACCACUCUAUAAACGUGGUGCAGGUAGGCCAAAGAAGCUACAUAGGAGAGAGCCUGAUGAAUCUAACCAGAAUAAGUGGCAAAGGACCAAUACUAGUCAUAGAUGCAAGGCCAGUCAAACUGCUGAAGAUGUUCCAGCUGUUGAAGAUGUUCCAGCUGCUGAAGAUGUUCCACAUGCUGAAGAUGUGCCCACACAGGCCAGUCAAACUCACCAAGCUACUAAUGCAGCUAAGAAAAAGUCUCCACCUAUUGAUAAGUUUGCUGAAUGGGAUGCUUCCACACUUGAGGCCUUGCUGGAUUGGGAAGACGUUCUAAACAUCCAGCCUUUGCGUGUGGACACUACAACAGUUGAGCCUGAACAAGAACCUAAUGUGAAUGAAAAAGCCAAUGCACCAGUGGAUCAGGACACUACACCAGUUGAGCCUGAACCUGAAACCGAUGAGAAAAAAAACGUCAGUGCACCAGUUGAGCAGGACAGUGCACCAGUUGUUGCUAAGCCUAGGUCUGGACCAAGAAUGUUCUUUGGUCAAGCUCCUAAAAGGGCCAAAAUCCAGACCAAGCCAAUUAAAGAGAAAGCAAAACAAGUUCAAACCAAGCCCAGAAAAAGUAACACUGAUAUGCAGGUACCAAAAAGGCAAAGUGACCGGCUGAGGACCCUGAAGACAAGGGAUGUUACAGGACCUGGAAAAAGACCAGAUGACCCUUUGGUGAUCCCUGAGGAAGGUGAUGCAAGUGAGGAUUCAACUUGUCGUGCAAUCAAUACAAAGAAAUGGGAUGACAUUUACAAAGGAUUGACUAGUGAAACAAGUGUUUGA